Messenger RNA from Syngnathus acus (greater pipefish), 1569 nucleotides. RefSeq lists its product as uncharacterized. The record is from RefSeq and is a predicted model, not a curated record. Gene Ontology annotation, molecular function: RNA polymerase II cis-regulatory region sequence-specific DNA binding. Gene Ontology annotation, biological process: negative regulation of DNA-templated transcription; circadian regulation of gene expression. Gene Ontology annotation, cellular component: nucleus. The transcript is spliced from 6 exons. Lineage: Eukaryota; Metazoa; Chordata; Actinopteri; Syngnathiformes; Syngnathidae. Bases 336 to 1415 code for a protein of 359 amino acids.
AAAACAUUCAGACUGGUCACGUGUUCACUUCAAUUUUUGUUUCCGCCGAGCUCCGUGUUUUGUUUUAUUUUUGAAGCAGGUUCGCAACGUGCUGGCCCCUCCCCUCUCGAACACGUUGCCAGAGGAGAGGCUCCACGGGCUGAACGGGAGUCACCCGCCCUGCUUGCCUACUUAUCCGCCAGCGCGACGCCGGCCUGACUGAGAUCAGUCUGCUGCACUCAGGCUGCUUUUUCCACCCGACUGUCCGUCCGGAAACACGGCGUACCAGGCGGAGGGAACACACGCCUCACUCCGGUUCAGUACUGCUCUCUACUGGCUGAGAGUCUGCUUCCAUCAUGUCAUCACCCUCAGACUCUGGUGAUGAAAACAGCAGUGACUGCAUCAAGAGAUUGAGUCCUCAGAAUGCAGAGGCCCUAGUGGUGCAGACCAAAGCAUCAUCCUUAUCAUCCUCAACUGCUACUUUCAGGGAAUCUCCCAACAUCCUACUUGACUCUGGUGCCUUCUGGAGGAGGAAUAGGAGCUGUGAUGAUCAACACGACUGUGCGUCCUCCGCAAACUGUGAAGCUCCCCAAGUGACAGCCAUGGUAUUUCCAUUUAAGCGAGAUACCCCAGUUUGCAAACAAGGGACAUCUUGUGUUGUGCCAAAGAGCCUUUCAGUCAGGAAGAGAACUUUAGAUGAACAUGGUGCUCAUCCUCAACUGUACAUUCUAAAUGAACUUUUCUCAUUGAAGUGCAUGGACUUGCAGUGUUAUAUCCAGCCUCUGUCAUCCAUCCUACGAGGUUUGAAAUCUGGCAGAUACUCGACACGUUUUAGCAGUUUCCAGGAGAGGGUUGCAAUGGACCGUAUCCAGAGAAUAAUGGGGGUCCUGCAAAAUCCUAACAUGGGAGGACACUUUCUCAGCAUCAUUAUGAAAAUAGAAGAGAUGCUCCAAAUUUGGUUCCCUCGCAUAAAACCAAAUCAGGUCCAUUACAGCCCACCAUCCAAGAAGCAAAAGCAGGUCCACAGCAGUGCUCCGUCGUCACCGGCAUCAGUUUGCUCUUCAGACGGGUCGUGGGUCACCUGCAACUCGUGCAACCAGGUUGGACGUCUGCACAUUUCACCCAUCUGCUCCCUAGAACGCUUAGAGUCAACAGUUGGCCCUCGAAGCCUGAGUCAGGGCGUCACCCAGGACAAUUUCGUCUCCUCCAGUACUGACUGUCGGCUGUUGCCUCCACACCGCCUGAGAGGUCCGCCGUGUUGUCUCAGUCAGGCGACACUGCCCUUAAAUAUGAGCUCUCCUUGUCUGGAAAGACUACUAAAGGCCAAGAAGAGCAACCUCACUUCAAGAAGAGACAGCAAAGAGGCUGAUUGCCAUGGAUACUGGCAUGAUUCAAGACACGUGAGGUGCCGCAGUUUGACAUCCCAAAAGAGCUAGAGGACUUAAUUUUAGAAGCAACUAAUUCAAUCUGAUUUUAGAAUCUUUUGCUUUAUUCUAUCAUGAGGUUGGAAGAAACAUAAAGCACAGUAACCGGAAGCUAAUGCUUUAUGUGCCUCAAACCUGCAUUAUUUUCACAACCAUUUAGGGCAGG